Lethenteron reissneri (Far Eastern brook lamprey) is the source of this 582-nucleotide messenger RNA. Its product is annotated as glutathione peroxidase 6-like. Gene Ontology annotation, biological process: response to oxidative stress. Gene Ontology annotation, molecular function: glutathione peroxidase activity. The record is from RefSeq and is a predicted model, not a curated record. NCBI's taxonomy places the organism in Eukaryota, Metazoa, Chordata, Hyperoartia, Petromyzontiformes, Petromyzontidae.
AUGCCUGGAGACAGGUCACUGUGUCACCCUCCGGAUGGGAGAACCAUCUACGACUUCUCCUGCAAGACCCUGGAGGGCAGCCGCGUGUCCCUGGGGAAGUAUCGUGGGCAGCUGGCGUUGAUCACGAACUAUCCAUUGCUGAAUGCACUCAUGAGCGACUUUGCUCGCUUCGGAUUCACUGUCCUGGCCUUCCCCUCCAAUCAAUUCGGCUUGCAGGAGCCAGGAAAUAACAAUGAGAUCCUGAACUGCAUCAAACACGUGAGGCCUGGAGGUGGAUUCGUGCCCAACUUCCCCAUUUUCUCCAAGGUGGAUGUGAAUGGAGAUGAAGCAGACCCUCUCUUCAAGUAUCUCAAGGACUCCACCACGGAGGUGGUGAACAAAAUUGAGGAUGUCUCCAAUAUCUUCUGGAAGCCACUGCGGGCCAAUGACCUCCGUUGGAACUUUGACAAGUUCCUGGUGAACCAUCUGGGGCGCCCCAUCAUCAGAUAUGACAGGUUGACUUCGUUUGACGUCAUUCGGAAGGACUUGGAGGAGAUACUCAGCUGCAGUGGAAGUCAUCCAUACCACAUUCACCGGAGCUAA